AUGAUGUUCUCUCUCAUACGCAGUAACGAUAUUUUGGAGUUCUAUCUGCAAUCGUUGGCGAAGCUCAAAGGGAGUGUCCUGGUUCGCUCUGUUUUAUUUCCUAUGCUUUUCUUCAGGCCCUUUUCCGGGAUUAUCACGAUCUUAUCGAAGCUAAAUUGGACUGUGACUCUGGAAAGUAAGUGCCCUAAAACAACCUGCUGAGGGUACUGUUGUAAGACCAUCUUAUCUAGACCGUUUGACUAAUGAAAAUCGAGCUCAGUUUGUCACCUGGAUGCUAGAUUGGUGCUGGCUACUUAGCCGGCAGAAAUUGAUAUAGGCAGAAUAGUAAUGCCGACAAAGACAAGUAAGACUGUAAUGGCCAUUUCUGGCCUAUUAGCCGUCGUCAGUCAGUCAUAUCUAACCCAAAAGUAUGGAACACCUGAGACUCGAUCCCGCAACAUGUUGGUUAGAAGUCCAACGCCUCUACCCAGGUGUUCCACACUUCGGGGUUGGGCAUGACUGGCUGGCAGUAGCUAAUAAGCCAGAACUAACCACUCCAGUCUCCCUUGUCACUGUUAGUAAUGCCAUUCUGUCCAUAUCUUGCCCGUCUGUGCGGCUGCUGGUUAGGCUCGAGAGGGAGCCGUAAGGCACAACGGGACAAGUGAGUCCCGCAAAAGCGAUCCAGGUGCGCCCCGCUACCACAGAAAUUAAUAUUGUCUACCCUGGCGGCAAACUAGUGGUAGCAAACUAUGUUGAGGCGAUUUGAAGUAGAUGUCCAUAUUUCGACUUAUUUUUAUCGGGUACAUAUAGAUUUUGUUUGCUAAACCGAUAUCGAGAAGAUAACGAUUUCUCGCGAUAUUCCGCAAACGGCAAGAGAUGGGCGUCAAGCACUACGCAGGAAUCUUUUACUUAGCGCACUUCCAGUUUGUCUUUGUUAUCCAUUCCUGACCUUAGCCCACUAUUGCGCGAAAAACGGACAGUUACUAUGGGGCGGUCGAUUUGCAAAAUGUUAAUUCAGAAAGUAGAAAAAGGACAUCUACAGGUUUGCACUUAGUCAAUAGGCGGUAAUUACGAUGAUGAAGGCCGGUUCCCCGAAAACAUUCUGGGAAUGUUUUCUGAAGGACAAGAAUAGUUUUAGAUAAAGUUGUAAUCAACUUAUCUGCCAAGUUCGUAGCAGAUUGUUUCUUUGUGAACGCCUUAGACCAAGUUAUCAAGCGGCCUCUUGAGUAAUUUCGUAAAAGCAGACUCCAGCUUCGGUAAUAUAACGAUGCCACUGGCAUUCCAGACGACAGUCUUAUGCGUAUCAACAGUGACGCAGUUAAGGAUGCGCGUACCCAUUACAGCCUUGUAUAGUUUCGAGCAAAAGAGGCUGCCCUUGGGUUUUCGGCCUCUAGAAUUAACGUUGACACUAAUUUCGUCCUCAAACGGCGCGUAGAACGUGCGCUCAAUGAAAUCGUUCAGUGUGUGUUCGCCGAGGCAUGUGAGAAAGGAAGCCUAACACACUGGAUAGUGUAUAAAUAGAUAGCCUGCCAGUUGAUUCAGAAACCCCGUGUUCCGGAGGUCAUAUGCUGUUGGUAGGGGCUGGGCUAGCGGAUUCCUCGUCAGCGGGCAGCCAAGUUGCUGGUGGUUGUCCGCUGCCGAACAUUCUGCACAUUCAGUUCCUGCAGCCGACGUUGGCUUCCUACAGGGACACCCAGUUUGCUAGCCAUGGCCACCGUCUUCCGACACAUUUUCUGCAAUGUCAUAUCCAUAUCUUCCAGCCAGUUCGACUGCGGCUCCUGGAAUUCUGUGCGGCAAAUCAAUGGGAAGAUGGUUCCUUGCUGUCCCCUUUGGGAAGAGACUGUUUCCAGUCGUUUCCUUAGAUCUAGAACGGCAGUUAUAUGCCAUAACUAGUGAAUAGGUGCAGUACCUCGUUUAAUACUGACCUGUGGAAACAUAUUCUGCUGUACUUACUAGGGAUGAUGUGUUCCAUCAAGUUUUCCCAAAUUCGGAAAGUUUAUCUAUCUAACGCAGACCUAUGUCUUUUUUGAACUAUCGCAAGUUCGCGGAGCACCUUGUCCCUGUACCUCUUAAUCCUGCCUGUUAUUGUUCUUCCCGAUUUCUGUCUAAGCAUAGUUAACAAUCAAGUUGCUUCAAUAGAGCUAUAAAUCAAUAAUAGCAGAGCACAGAAAGUGCAUAUGAAGCCAAAUGCCCCACGCCGCUUACGCGAGAUAAUGGCGUGGUGUCGCGACGCGACUAAGGGGCGGCGAUAGUUAACGGUCAGAUUGCUUAAGAGGGCUACCCAAUGACGUGUCAGAGAUAGUGUCUCUAAAAAUCGCUAUUCUUGGCACAUCAACUCCAUAUUGAUUGCUACUGGGGUACUAUCACCCUCAUAACCCCUCGACUUCGGAAGUUAACAUUAGGUUGGAAUAAAUCCGGCUGAGUUUUUCUUAUUUAAUGCCGACUUUAUGUCGAUGAACCUGCGAGUGAGGCGGGUUAAUUGUAGCCGCGCCUAAGCGAUAUUUGUGUUGAUGCUAACUGUCUGAACUGGUCAGUUACAUCGGCGUGCAAACCAUAAUUAGACAAGGUUAGUAACUCAGUAGCUUAUGGUUUACAAGAUGGCUGCACAUCCGACGACCUACUACCACGAACACUUUACUUACAAACGGUUGCAUAGUUCUGCCUAGGAUUGACCAAACUUCUUGCCUAGUCCUCCUACUAGUUGGCAACGCGUCGAUGACUAGACCAACUACAACGCCAUCACAUCGAAUAUGCAUGGAAGGAGUACAUAACUGAAGAUUAAGCCGCUUUACCAGUCCUAUAUGAACGUUCUCGCCACCUCUCAGUGCUGUUACUGAGACAGUACUGCUUGCCCACCAGUGUUCGUGCGCACGAAGGCAGGUCCAAUGAAAGCAACCUCAUUAUUUGUAAGAAACUGCUCUGAUGAAUAUGUAGCGUUUAUGAUCGUAUGCCCACUUGCACAACCUAUAACGUCCGGUAGGCUCACCUGUUUUUUGAUAAGUAGGAGACUCGUCAAACGAGGUUAAACGACGAACUCAUUUCUCUGUUACAAGAGGAUAUCUUCGUGUCAGGAAGAACUACCAGUUGUGAGAGAUGAGGCGCCUCACGUACACAUUUCCUUCACACCGUCAAUUUCACAUAAAAUUUCAGUGGCGCUGGAAUGUACGGUAGACGUGCUGUCUCAGGAAAUGUUGUCCGAAAUUCUAAAAUUCUUUUUUAAAUCGAAAAGAUCACCUAAGUAGACUUGUAAUAUUAACCAUCAUGUUGCCUACUACCAAGAUGUACCAGUCACGUCAGGAUACCGGCUUUCGAACGAGCCCCUUAUAGACUGCAUGCGUAAAAUACAUCCGGUAAGAACGACUACAUAAGUAGCAUGACAUUUUUCCAUUAGCUUUCGAUCUCCGUAUAAAUUCAAAUAUACCUUGUAGAAAACAUGCACAAGAAUCUUCUUUCUCCUACUUAUUUGGCAGCAAAUUACGUCACCAAAUGUUAUACUGGAAGAAAGAAUAUCUGUUGCUUGACCUUUGCGUGGAUUAACGGGACAGACCAUUAUUGAUGAACACCAGUUUUUCGGUAAUGGUUAGGACUGCCGACAGAGGCAUCCUACAAUUAAUGCCAUCUGCGCUCCUAGACAACAAUCCAAUAAUUCUUGCCACUAGAUAAAUUAAAUGUGUGGGACCUAAAAGCCAUCGUAAAUGUGAUCCGACUUACACGACAGAAAUCAAGGCACGCCAACUAUGUACAUUACCUACGAGCAUAAAGUCAGUGUUUUGCCUUGAUUCCUCGGUAGUCAGGUCCGCUUUCUUCCGCAGCUUUGGUACCAGUCUCUUUAGUUAACCCAAGGGAUCGUUUUUUAGGCGGGAGGAGGAGGUUGAAGACGUCCACAUUACGCUCACCUUCUGCACUCAGUUUCGCAUCGCAGUCGAAGAGGGGGGGGGGGUUAAUGACGGAACAGAUUCCAAGUCCUGGUGACGAUCGACAUAUCGUGCAAUUUGCGAUCUUACCAAAAACCUGCAAACCGCAUUGAUUCAGAUGGUGUUGCCACUUUUACCCUGGGCGUUUAGCAUGUGAUUGAGCCAGAGACAUUUGGAACUGCGCACUUAUUCGAACCGGCAGCAAGGAGUUGUGCGGGUGUCGUUGCGCGUUCGGUUACGGUGUAGGGUGCCUCUAUAGUUCCCGCGGCUUUGUUGGAUAGACCGAUUUAUUUGGCAAUCUCGUUUACCCACACCAGGUUCUUCAUUCUAAUUAAGCCAAUGUGGCCCAAGUCUCCACCGGUUCUUUCGAGUUUUUGCUCAAUUCGCCACUACAUUCGCAAGCAGUGAUCCUCGGUUUCGGUGGACAAAAUGUCGAGUUUCAGUACUGCUGUAAGUAGUUUGUUGUUUUGGCGAAUUUGCAGCUGACCAGAUAAGACUAUGAAAACCCACGAUGUCCUCAUAUAGAAGGGAUAACUAAUGAUUCGAUUCUCAAGGCAAACUGCGACGCCUUCCAAUUUUGUACAGGCUUCUGCCUGGACUGUUGGUUAAUUUAUGAACACUGUAGGUGACUCAGCAUAUCAUUUUAUCGUCAGUUUUAUAGUCCUUAUCUAUGGGGUAUUAUAUCAGUGGCGUCGUAGAACAGUCUAUUUUGUACACGACUUAUAAGCGGUUAUUGUGGCAAAUCUAGAUCGGCCUAUACCCUGUAACCACGCUCUACGUACUCAAGGAAAUGUGUUGAUCACUAUUUGCUAUCUUUUUACUUUCAUGCACCCUCGGAGGCAAGCAGGAUAAAGGUGGCCUAUCUACCUCAUUUUACCUUCGUUAGGAAGUCCUUCUUUCAGCUUUAUGUAACAACAUAGAACACACGACCUAAGCCUCCCCACUUAAUGGACAGAUGUCUACACCGAGUAGCUGACACAACACAUUGGAGCCAUCUAUUGGACUGGCCAGCUUUGUCGUUGUUGGACCGAAACUACUCUCGACGCCAAUAGCUCACGACAGGUUCAGCAACAGCGUGCAUACUAUAGUUUUACGGUUAUACGCAAAACGAUCUAACUUGCGGUACGCUGAAAACUUAGUUUUAUACGGCAAAACGGUAGGUGCUGGUAGAGGGACGCCGAACUACGUGGAUGUUAGGUUUCUUCAGUACCUCCAAACAUCAUAAGAUUGCAUACUCGUUCUUGGUGGCGGGCGAAAUCGGAUUCGGCAGCCGACACUUCCCUUAUUAUAACACCACUAUAAAUUUGCCAAAUCAGUAUCCAACCUGCCUGCAAAUUCGGUCGCUGCGUGACUCGCUAGUGUCCAUUCGUCACACUCGGAGCCCGCCUAUUUCGCACCCAGGUUUCUCUCAAGACCAUUCUAUCCGCCACCCGUGGAGAUGACACAUAGCCUACGUCUCCGCUGAUAAGUAGACCCUUCUUCUAGACAUUCAUCAAAUCCCAAUGCCCACAUCUUUGUCGAUUAUAACUACGCAGAAGUCUAUUCAUUAUGUGGCAAAUCGGUUCACAGUGGCGGGGUUGUCAUACCAUGCUUGUCAAUUCAUUCAUUCUUUAAAAUGCUUCCUGUCUCCAAAGUCUGUCAGUCUGACGCAUUAUUGAAACUGAUCUGCACUUCCAGGCGUUCGCCUCCUACCCACCGAGCGUCCAAAGUUUUAUCCACAGUUUUUCCUCGUUGAGAAAAUCACGCUGCGUCUUCGACAGCGGAUCCUAUUUCUAGAGGGUUUGUUAUAAUGCGCGCGAAGAUUCUACUAGUAUAUUUGUGUAGGUAGGUUACGUGACAGUUCGACUGUCGUAGAUCACGACGUCCACCGCGUGCCAUACCAAGUGGGCGCACCGCUGGUGACUUGCACGUGAAUCACUUUAUACCGAGGCGGACUUACGCAAUAUCUACCGCACUCUCUUCUCUGUCGCCUAAGUCCGGUAGCAAGGCAGAUUUAGGACGACCGCAGGCGUCUUGGGCGCAUUAGAUGACAGCCAAACAGACCGUCUAUGUCUGCCACACACGACCUGGUCUUCUCCAAAAGGGAUCGGCUCGGAUCUCACGUGCGUGGGUGUCGUGAAUGCCACACUAGGAAGUGUGCAGGUUUUCUCCUGUAGGCCUGCCUUAUUCUGCAGUAUCUGUACGUUCAGGACCUUCCCCUACGAUCUCUCUUUGUUGUAAGUACGCUUUAUUUCGUAAAAGUCGUGGAUGAGAAUUUUUGCGCUUUGUUUUAUCAGCGAGCUAUCAACAUCUGCUAAGUAUGUCUAAGUUUCAGGCCACAUUUACUGGUAUAGUUCUGAUAAAGCCAGAAACAGUAUAUCCUUCGCAAAAAAACUCAGCAUUCGACUUUGUAUCCAUGGGCAUGCGUGUAGUGCGAACACUUCUCUUAGGUGUCAAAUUGGAAACUUAAUUUUACAUCGUCAGAUAGAGUCUCUCAAAUGCGUUAUCAACUCUAACCUUUGGAAUGAGAUUCAAUGAUUUUAGACGUUUUAAAAGACUCAGAGUUGGCAGAAUUAGACUGAGGUUGAGAUAUCUAGCUUUUUCGACUGACCAAGGUUGUUUAUUGUCGGCCAAUUUACACUAACACGCACUUCAAACCAAACACCAGAGAAGUAGACGCCAGUGACUGAUAAAUUAUGGCGUUAGGAAGCAGGAGGGGCAGCAAAGCGAAGAGCACGUCGCACACAAGGAAGGUGUCGAAAAGUUGUAAGACAGGUUUCGAAUUCUCUAUUGUAUACACUGUGUGAGACUGUAAAGAAACGAACGCAGACCGCGAGGUGCUGGAAGCCGCUGCCUAGAGUGCAAGAAGAAACUUAAACUUUGAAGCCGACGUCUAUAAUUGUGCCCUCACGAAAAUUGGAGUAAUAUUGUGAAGGUAAAACGUAUGGCACGGAUAAUAUAUUCCGAAGGCAAAUUACCAUCAAUUUCACUGAUUUCGGCUGUCUAGUUCUCUACUUGCGUGCUAUUCAUAUGGUGAGUCCUGCCCCUAAAACGGGCCAUGCGGUAGAUGCACUGCACCAACACGGGGACUAGAUCGGAUCCGGUGGGCGUUACCGGGAAUACGCACCCAUAAAAAAUGCCAACAUUGGGAGUGUGACGGCCGGCCCAGGUGCAGGCGUUUGCCAUGCCAACUGGGAUCCGUGCCGCCCCCUUUUCUGUAAUUGUGUAAAAUUCUGACCACACCAAGGGGUGUGGUGUGACGCCUAGGUGCGGGUUUUCUCUGUGCUAACCAUCUGCGCAUUCUCCCGCCUCUGGUCUUCAUGACUCCGUCUUGACACCGGGUCCAGGUGGGAGAGGAGGAGGGAGUGCGGUAGAUGCAGCUCAAGUCUACUAUCAUUAUCAACUACAUCACGUGGAAUUCAUCGUCCCUGUUCUCAUCGUGCUGUGGAGCACACGGUGGACAUCGUCGGUAACGACGGUCGAACUGCCAGGAAAUAAAUAAUAAAGCCUGACACCUAGUCAUGCGAGGACCGAGUUACCGCGUCAGUUGACAAACGUCUGAGCCACGACAUUUAGCAUUUCAUGACAGAUUUAGACGCGUCAGACUUAUUGUAGCGAGGAGUGUGUUCAUUUGUUAUCUGGGUGAGCCUCCCAGCAUCGGCCCCACCCUUUUCGCCCUGCCAUGCACUAGUCGCCUGUCCACCAAUUAAUGAAGUCGUUCGCAGUGAUUGGCGUACCACAACAUACAGUUGAGCCAAUGGCUUUUGACUUGCGCGUGCUGGGCGCUGCCUGAUAAACGCUCACCGUGAGCCAAUUUGCACUCAUUUUGUUCCGACCUAUCUGCAGCGAAGACAUUCAUGGGGGCCAAUAUUGACUGCAACACAACGACGGGCGGAUUGGGCCGUAAAGUAAAACUCCUUAAGAGAGAUGAUGUCCCCGGCUUUGUGGUGGUUACUAUCUGCCUGGUCGCAGACUGAAACUAGGGAUAGUUGACAACCCCGGUUUACUUUCUUCAGCUUUCCUGUCAAACGGGUUGGAUGAAUGUGAGGUCAACCAGUAUAUCAAUAUGGCACGCCAGCUCUCUGCCCAACUCCCCCAAAACCAACUACAUUGGUGUCUGAUAAGUCUACAGAAACUGAGUAUGAGACCUCUUUCGAGACGGUCCUCCCCUACAGGCGCUACACUUAACGUAUGGAAUUAAGUGACAUACACCGCCUGGAAGCGUUAAAUCUAUCAUAUCUGUGUUUCACUUCUAAAACCUAUCUGUCAGUCGGUCCUGAACAAGAGCGGUCAACUUCCCCCUCCUUACUGGUCAAUUGAGUCAGAUAGGCCGUAUCCUGCGCCGACCUGAAGGUGAUCUGGGACAUUACACUCGAACUAAACGCGGACCAGUAACGGCUUUGAGGUGGCCGACGAAAGACAUAGGUGCACGUAGCCGUUCGGUCUUCGGGGUUGGCGUGCCAACUGGCUCAGCCUCGUUAAGAAAUCUGCCAACGGCAUGGUGAACCGAUUUUUCGUGGUGGUAAGCUUUUACCAAGGGACCGGUUGCGUUAGUAAGUGGCGUCACAAGUACAGGGGAGCUUGGUCGAUGCGAUUGACAAUCCGAGUAUCGGGACGGGCUUCCAUCCUCUCCUUGAUAAUCAGAUCAUCCAGACCGCGACAGUACCUCCUGUAGUCAUUCGAGCUGUUAGUACAUAGAUGGUGUGCAGUGUGAUCGCAGUUCCAAUACACGAUCAUUAGUUUUUGGAUGGAAAUUGUUCAUCUAUCGCCCUUCUCAAGCAUCCCUACCCAUUUUCAGUUUACAGGUGCCCCGUCUCCAAAAAAUUCUGAUUGCGUUGAAGUACAUAGUCUGGUCUUCGAUUGACACCGUCCUGGCUAAUGUUCAUGGGAAGCAAACCCGUUCGGCACUUAGGUUAAAUACUCAGCUAUAUCAGGUUUCAGAGAGCCACUCCAGUCGCUGUUUUCCUCACGCAUUUAGGCCUGGUCCUGUUGUUUGCUUCGUUCGGGCUGCCGAAGCCACCCUCCAUGAAUUUCUAUAGUUUAUUGUGAAUACAUGAAAACACAGACUCGUUGCGCAAUAAUAAACUAGGUUGACACCCUUGCUGUAGAUCAACUUGCUAUACUAACCCACCCAUUCACGGCCAAAUAUUCACCCUUCCGUUACUUCGAGGCUAUUUAAUCAUCUAACAUUUUAGAGGCGCUCAAGGGUCGGGAAGUUUUCUUUCUCUGCUUACGACCUCUGCACGAUGUCGACCCCCACGUCCUACCAAUCACCCUGCUUUGUCGCCCAGUCGUGGUUUGGACAACAUUUGCGGCCCUGUUGUCGCACGUAUUGUUCGCCCACUUGCAUUUUCUGCUGCCUUUCCAAUGCGGUAAUAGUGGGAGUUAUCUGGUAUCGCGCUGUACAAUUUGCACGAUAUGCUAUUUAUGAUAUCUGUUAGCUUAGUUGCUCUACCGUAACGGUUAUGAGAUCUAAUCAUCUUUCUACACGUUCCAGUCCCUACAACCUGACUUUCAGCCCGAUGAACCAACCUAUUCCACCAGUUAGUGACUUUGUACAUCGCAAUUAUGUAGACAUCAUUGUAGUCCUUGUGUGAGCUCAUGUGAGGGAAGUCUGCAUAACCUCGGCCUUACUCCUUACACCAAUCCAUAAUCGUCUACGGGCGAUUUAGGGUCAGUGCAGCUGUAGUGGGGAUCAGCUGCUGGUCUAACGUUUUUUCCUGUCGUGCACACUUGCUGGUUCAAGUCUACGGAUAACCGAACUUGCCCCAAGCAACACAGUCCCUAUCCAAGGACGGAAUAAAACUGAAUAACAGCAAAUGAGGAAGCUCCUGUCAAAUACGUCAGUGCGUAGUGCCAGAGCCUCAGACCGUGAUUUUUUUCAGGAAUGCGGUUUGCCUUAUACUACCACUAACCGUUGCUGAUUCUGUUGCCGCUUUUAUCUCUGACUAUGGGUCUCUGCACCAGUUCGGAAUCUCAGACAAAUAAAUAAGCGGUCCUGGUGAUCGAACAGCCAUCAUCUUCCAUGCUUAAAGACUUUGGAGACAGGGACGCACCAUAGGGAAAAUAAAAGAAUCCAGACGUUCAGAAAAGUUGACAAGCAUGAUAGUGUGACCCUACCACUGUGAGCCUACGUGCCUGCUAGGCAAAUAAACAUCCUCACAGUCGUAAUCGACGAAGACGUGGACGUGCGGAUGAGAGGAACGCCCGAGAGACGAAGUAUACUUGUUAGCGGUGCUGCAGGCUACAUGCUAUGCCUGCAGGCGAGGGAUAGGACGUUCUUGAGAGAAGUCUGAUCGCGAGAUAGGCAGGCUCCCGGGUCUGACAAGUAAACAGUCGCGAUCCACUUUGCUUUCUCCUGAACCCGUCUUGGACAGAUAGUGGUAAAGUAGCCCUUCGUCCAUCGUGUCGGACAGGUGUUUGACCUCCACCGAUUGUUCAGUAUUACUAACAAGGAACGAGUCAUAUCUAGCUCUUACCACCCUUAUCUGUCAGGAACCGAAUUCUCGCGUGUUUUCGCGUCUUGGAAAUGGCAAGAUGCUAAAGCAUCAUCUCUGUCGUUGUCCAGUCAUCAGUUCUACCCAGAUCGCCUAUUAGUCUGUCGGCACCCCCUUCCACAACGUUCAAUAACUGCUGCAUUAUCAUCGCCGUCUACAUAAUAAUACAUAACACCAUCAUUCUCAAGCUUAGACUACCGGUCCUCCAGUCCCUCAUUCCAAAACGCCAAUUUGUAAAUUGUUUCAGAUGAUAAAUUACAGAGAGCAGAUUUACGGGUUCGUCGUCAAAUUCAUCACUGUUGGAUGUCCGGAUGUCUGUAACUGAAGAUACAGGGGUAGUCCUCGGUCUUGUCCACCUGAAGGCCGGUUUCGCUCACUCUGCUUAAGGAAUAAGAUAACGCUCUGCCUACCGUACGUGUGUCCAUACAGAGCCACAGUGGUUUAUCGUCAAUGUCGGUUUGGAUUCAGAUGAUCGAAUUCCGCACGCCAAACACCUUCCAGGCACAUAACACAGCUCAAGAGCUUAUGUCUAAGUGUUGCACAGCUGUACCUUCAUUUCGUGAUUUCUAUUUCUCAUUCUUUACUGGACUUGAGAUUUCACUUACCAUGACAGUUGGAGCCUUUUGACGCUAAUCUUGUAAUGCUGUCUUCUCUAAGGAUUCUUUCUUACAACACGCAACCAUUCUGCAAUUCGAUAUCCGACGCCCUUAAUAGUGUUGAUGAACUGGAGACCCAGUUGCACGUUCUCGAGUCCUGGUUUGAGAUGCCCAACAUCCAGCAUUCCUUCUAUCCUGACGAGCUUGACCGCAUUUCGGAAGACGCACUGGGACUCAUUGAGAUUGUUCAGCAGUUUCAGACCGCUCUCCGUUCCGUGGUCUCGAAGCAGUCACUCGAUAGUGACCUGGCCAGUGGUUGUUCAAAGCAGCUGGAUUCGACGCCUUCAAGCGCCUCUGUGCCAGUUCACCAACAAAGAUCCCAACAGAUGCUAGUGGACGGUGGUCUGUCUGACUUUCCCUCCCCCUCAGAGUGUCAAAAUUCUGCGAGCUUAGGAACCCCGCCGAAACAGGUAAAACAGUGCCAACGUAUCGAGCACCAGGACCAAGGCAUGCAACAACAGACCGCCACUGCGACUGUUCAUGUACCACGUGAUCGUCCGUACGGCCAAGAUAUGCCGGAUUUAAGCAACUUCGGUCAGGAUGUGACUGUCCCGGAUAGUGUUAUACCGCAACCGCAUAUACAAUCUUCAGCAGUGUCGCCUUUCACCACCUUGCCGUCGGCGACGGUCGUGAACUACAGACACGGUUUCCAGCACCAGUCUAGGAUGGCUGCCUCGCUACGUGGUGCUCUUGACAUAGCCCCCUGUGCUGCGGACCCCGCCCCUCCCUAUCCACAGACCCCGUCUUCUCACUCUUCCUUCGGAGGUACUGCAGCUGGGCUAGAACCCCCACCUUUGGACUCUAUGUGUGUGGAGCUGCCACCUGAGAAGGCGCAUAGCAUACACUUGCAGCAACAAUUGCAACACCCCCACCCGAGUGACUGCCAAUUUCAUCCCAAUAUGACAGGAGAUUACGUCUGAAGGGACGAUGUUUGUUCAGCGUUUUUGCCUCACUAAUUUUUUUACUAUUCACGUAAUUAUAUCAAAAUUAGGGGACCGAACAUGCUUGGGAUCACUAUGUCGCUGGAUACCUAUUGGUUGUCGGGCCCUGCCCGAGUCACCAACAUAGACACCCCCACGUUGGUGUCAGUAGUUGGCGCAAUUAAGGCGUGGCUACUUGUGACUAACUAGGUCCGCCAGUCAGUAUACUGCAUUACGUUUCUAUGUUUUUCUUCGUUUUUGCCUCCGCUGGUGAUCGUGGUAGACUGAUGCCGAAAGUGAACUUGUUUUCCUUAUCGUUGUAACUACUUGAGUAGACAUCCCAGGCUUCGCAAGGAACUAAUUGUCCAGCCGGAGCAUACUUACUAGUCUUUGGGGUCGCGUUACAGUGUUACUAACUCCCAUCGCAAAAUAAGUGUAUCUGAGAUAUUUGAUAAGAAACGCAUAUCUGCACUACUCUUUAGUUUGCAAGAAUGCGACGAGGGUUUGCGUCACACAGGUUGGCUGAUUUUUUUCAUCUGAUAUUGUGGCCUGCGGAAUCUGUACCCACUUUUUGUGAAAUAAAGGCUUUCGAUUUAGGAUUAGUUUUGAUCAAUUGCAAUCAUUUUGUUAGUAUGUCUUUCAGUCUCCUAGUGCGAUUCUGUCUGUUCCCAGUGCCUCACUACCUUGCCAACGGCUAUUACCGCGGUAAAUCCUAGUGGAUAUACUCCCUAAUUGUAAGAAAUUAGCCGAUUACGCGCCCAAUCUGGUCUGUUGGGUAACUAUCUCCGAGCCCUUUGUACAUAGCGCUCCCACCGCAUUUACUCAAGCAUAGAUAUAAUUAACGAUGCGGAAUGAACAGAAAUGGGAGAGGUUAACCCUAGGCAGCUUCUGAGAUAACGGAAUAUGCCUAAUUAGAGGACUUUUCCGCGUCCUCCGUCUCUGUUGCUUUUUUAUGAGCGGUCACGCUCCUUUCGGUGGUAUUUCGCAGCCUGCUCGACAGGCUGAAAAAUCGCCAGCCACUGAUGGCCCAUUUAAUUUGUAAUUUCUGCUCGUGGCAAUGAUUGUCAUUCAUCAAUUGCGCACCUGUCAGUAUAAAGGUGUGGUGCCAGGUUCGAUGAUUUAAGUAAAGGGACUUCCAUCUGAAGGCAUACUGAACCCUCCGGGUUUCUAAUUUGACCACAAGUCAUCCGUAAACACUUUGGGCGACCGGCCAUCAUGUUUCUUAACUAAUCACAUAGUUUACGCUACUUAUACUUUUUGGACAGUUGUGAAGCACAACAGGCUGGUUUCGGUUCACGUGCCUCGUGUUUGGGAGUUACACUGAGUGCGAGCUUCCCAUCCUUUCUGAUUGUCUCACUUCUAGGUAAACAUGAGCCUUCUGCCGCUGGCUUCAAGGAUCUUCAGUGGCCUCUGGCUCAGGAGAACGCCAAUAACCUCGCCAACUACGUGUCGUUCUUUUAG
Molecule: messenger RNA, 13406 nt
Organism: Spirometra erinaceieuropaei
Lineage: Eukaryota; Metazoa; Platyhelminthes; Cestoda; Diphyllobothriidea; Diphyllobothriidae
Source: the annotation of a GenBank genome assembly